Aspergillus wentii DTO 134E9 is the source of this 1950-nucleotide messenger RNA. RefSeq names its product putative lectin family integral membrane protein. The coding region runs from base 365 to 1615 and encodes 416 amino acids. The record is from RefSeq and is a predicted model, not a curated record. The transcript has 7 exons. Gene Ontology annotation, biological process: Golgi organization; endoplasmic reticulum organization; endoplasmic reticulum to Golgi vesicle-mediated transport. Gene Ontology annotation, molecular function: D-mannose binding. NCBI's taxonomy places the organism in Eukaryota, Fungi, Ascomycota, Eurotiomycetes, Eurotiales, Aspergillaceae. Gene Ontology annotation, cellular component: Golgi membrane; endoplasmic reticulum membrane; COPII-coated ER to Golgi transport vesicle.
UGGAUAUACUCGUUUUCGACUCAAUUGCAGCACCAGCUCUGGUUUAUGGACAUGUCGGAUGUUGCAGUCCGCCAUAAUCUUGCUCUCUCUGAUUUCAACGUCCAUCAUUUAGUCGACUUCACCCCGUCUGCUGUGUCCAUCGCCAGAGAAGUCCGCUUCUGCGUGAUCGCCAUUGUGGUUGGGUGGACCACCACGCGCGUUGUCUCUGCGCUGUUGAAUCGGAAAACGCCUGAUCGCUGAGGUUUUCUCUAGCUGUGCUGGAGACUGGUUUAUUUGUGUUGUUUUUCUGUAUUGUUUUUCUGUAUUGUUUUUCUACGUCAUUGCGACUUCCUUGGAGAUAACGAGACCUGGACUCUACGGCAUCAUGAAGAUCCCGGCUUCCUUUUCGCUCUUUAUCGCUGCUGCUACAGCUCAGUCAGUGAUUGAGAGCUCAAGUUUCGGCUAUGGUCAAACUUUGUCAUUGAACACAGACGGCAUCCCUGGGUGGCAAGUAGGAGGAGUAGGAGCUGCUCCUCAGAUUUUUUCGGAUAAAAUCAUUCUGACUCCGCCCUAUCCUGGCAACACCAGGGGCUUUGCCUGGUCAGAGAAUCCUGUUUCCGAGUCGGAGUGGACUGCGGAAUUUCAAUUCAGAGCCACUGGUCCUGAGAGAGCCGGGGGCAACCUUCAACUGUGGUAUACCAAGGAAGACCACCACAAAAUCGGCACUUCCAGUAUCUACACUGUUGGCCAAUUCGAUGGAUUUGCGCUCGUUGUGGACACCCACGGCGGAAGGGGUGGUAGCGUCCGAGGGUUCCUCAAUGAUGGCACAAAGGAUUACCAAAGCCACGGCGAUGUUGACAGUCUGGCUUUUGGACACUGCGACUACUCGUACCGUAACCUUGGCCGCCCUUCUGUUGUUCGGAUCAAGCAGACGAACUCGAUCUUCGAGGUGACCGUCGACGAUAAGCUUUGCUUCUCCUCGCCCAAGGUCGCUCUCCCUGCUGGAAACUCUUUUGGUGUGACAGCAGCAACCCCUGAGAACCCGGACUCUUUUGAGGUCUUCAACUUCAUUCUGCGAACCAGCUCGCCUGGAAGCGUUCCGGUUCAGCAAGGCGGUAGCAACCAACAACCGAUCGUCAACCAGAACACGAACAAUGUGCCACAAGGACAAGGCCGCCCUGCUUCCGAUUCCAGAACAAUGGAGCAGUAUGUGGAUCUCACCAGCCGUAUCCAGCUCAUCAGCCAAGCCACCAACAACAUCAUCCGGGAGAUCGGAAACCAAGGCACCAAGAGCGAAAACCGUCAAGCCGAGCUCAUUCAGAAAUUGGCCAGUAAGGACCAAGUGGCUGCCCUUGAUGCACGACUGCAGCGCAUCGAGCAAGUUUUGCAGCGCGUUCAGCGUGAUAUAGAAGGCAAUGACUACCGUGACCGCCUUUCUCAGCUCCAUGAUACUCUGAAGUCGUCUCAUCUUACUUUGACCGAAAGCCUUCAAAGCUCGAUUCUUGGCACAAUCGCUUCCUCGUCGCCACGCAUGGGCUUCUUCAUCUUCUGCAUCAUCGCCUUCCAGCUCCUUCUCGCUGGUUCCUACGUUCUCUACAAACGUCGACGCGCAAACAUGCCCAAGAAGUUCCUUUAAACUUCACCUGUUUGGCUUUUCUGCCUGCCUUCUCAAUUUAGGACCAUGAUUUACGAUGUUACUGAUUCUGCCUUGGUUUCAUCAUCUUCACUCAGCAAAUCUCGCAAUCUGUCUCUCUACACUUUCGGGUUUGGGUGGGUAACCUUUCAUCCUGGUAUCUGUAUCAUGAACGAAACACUAGAAUAAUGAUCUCCUUCAUCUACCGUGUACUGCAUUUAGCUUGAAUAUAUACGUCCAAGACCACAAUUCCGACUUCGAUUGCAUAUAAUUCGCUGGCCUCUACAGGCGGAAAUAAACUACAAUAGAUACGAUGUAGACAAUAAAUCAAAAGCAGG